Molecule: messenger RNA, 342 nt
Organism: Lytechinus variegatus (green sea urchin)
Lineage: Eukaryota; Metazoa; Echinodermata; Echinoidea; Temnopleuroida; Toxopneustidae
Exons: 1
Coding region: 1-342 (113 amino acids)
Biological process (GO): DNA integration
Molecular function (GO): nucleic acid binding
Source: RefSeq, a predicted model, not a curated record
AUGGAAGCCUACUCGAUACCAGAUCAGACAGCUGAAACAGUCAUCAGCAAGUUUGUUAAUGAGUUUGUCUGCCGGUUUGGUGUGCCUACAGUUCUGCAUUCGGAACAAGGCCGGAAUUUUGAGUCAUGUAUCUUCCGGGAAAUGUGCCAUAUCCUUGGUACUUGCAAGACGCAUACUACCCCAUACAACCCCAAAUCUGAAGGGCUCAUUGAGAAGUUCAAAGGCACUCUAUUGAACAUGAUCUCAAUGAUGAUUGAGGCACACGAGCUGCAACGGGACUGGGAUGAGAAGUUGGCAAUUGCGUUAUUUGCCUACCGUAGUGCCCUGCAAGACUCCAUGUGA